CACCAUCAAAAAAUAAUAUUUUCAUGAUUCAAGGACACCUUUGAAUUUAAUGGAGCAGUUAUCGUUAAAAUCCAUACCUAAGGAAAAUCAAGAACAGACGAAGCAGACAGAAAACAAUGAAAGUAAUGAUACCCACAUUUCACCACUCACUCCAUCAAAAGAAUUUCAAUUUUGGCUUGUCGCUAAUACGAAGAAAGAGAAUAAAGCUACAAGUUCUAGUACUAGAUCGAUUACUGUACCUGUCAAUACUGGCAAUGCUGUCCCUACGAAUACUGUUGUCAGUCAAAACAGAGAAACAUUCAAACAAGAAAUCUUCAGUAUUCAGCAAAAGCGGAAUGCUAUGGUUGGAUGCGAUCAACAGUUUGUCUGAUAGAGAACUGCUCGUUAAUUUAACACUGUUGGUCCAAACAGUUAUAACAAAUAAAUGCAGAGAAGAAAUAAGUGGUUGUACGAAGUUCAGUAACUUCAAGGAUAAGACUGAUGAAUUAUUUGAGUUCGAAAGAACAAUUUGAUGUGUUCAAUGAUCAUUUGAAUUCAAACGAAGAAUUCCAAAUGAAAUUU
Molecule: messenger RNA, 561 nt
Organism: Nasonia vitripennis (jewel wasp)
Lineage: Eukaryota; Metazoa; Arthropoda; Insecta; Hymenoptera; Pteromalidae
Exons: 6
Coding region: 117-512 (131 amino acids)
Source: RefSeq, a predicted model, not a curated record